AAAAAAAUUUAAUAAUUGAAAAAUGGAUGAGGAGGAUGGAGGAGGAGGAGGAAGAGGAGGUGGUGGUGGUGGUGGUGGCGGAGGAGGGGGAGAAGGAGGAGAGGGAGAAGAGAUGAAGGAAGACGAGGAGGAGGAGAGUGUAAAGGGAAGACAUAUGGUGGAAGGAAGAGGAGGAGGAGGAGAGGAAGACACUGCACAAACAAGAGGAAGAGGAAUUGAAGAGAAGAGUGUCAAAGAAGACAUGAUGCGAGGAAGAGGAGGAGGAAGAGUAGAGGUGGGGGAAGAGGAGGAGGAGGAGGAAGACCUGCAAGGAAGAGGAGGAAGAGGAGAAGAAGAGGAAGUGGAUACUGGUGAUGUAAAUGGCAACUCUACAAGAGCAGGAGUCCCGACGCAGGCUCUUAGCGAAGUCCUCAGUGAUCCAGGAAGAUUCGCUUACUGCGGGCUGGUGACUGGUUCCCUCGUCCACCUCUUCUGUGACCCCCUCCUCAACACCUCCUCCAGUGUCACCUCGCCAGCCUCACCAGAUGUGUCCAGUUCUGAUUUUGACUUCGCUCUGUCCACCAUGAACCGACUGGCAAGACACCUGGGUUUGCCCGAGCAGGUGCGGCAGGUGAUGGAGAUGACCUUACGUGGCCAGGUGGAGGGCAGCUCGCUAAGAUCCUACGUGCAAGUCCUGAAGGAGGAGCCCCCCUUAGCACGGUCCAGGAUGCCAGUUGUGCAGGACCUCGUCAUGUUCGCCGUGCAGGGAGGCUGCUAUGACGCCAGGAUUCGCGUCUUGAUCACCUAUGUCACGUGUCUGCUUCACGUCAGUAUAGACCUGCUGGAAAUGUACGAAGAAAGUGUCCUGGAGUAUUUGACAGUAGAAGAGGAGGUACCGAUGACUGAGGAAGAGGAGCGGGAGGAGGCACGGAGGCGGAAGUACAAGAAGAUCAAGAGAUACACAGCCAUUGGUCUCGCCACGCUGGGGGGCGGCGCCGUGCUGGGCCUCACCGGGGGCCUGGCUGCACCCUUCAUUGGAGCAGGCCUUGGCACUAUCAUUGGCGCAGGAGGAGCAGCGGCCAUCUCGUCGACUGCUGGCGUGGCUGUCGUUGGGUCAAUGUUUGGGGCAGCGGGGGCAGGGCUGACAGGGUUCAAGAUGCAGAAGAGGAUAGGGGACGUGGAGGAGUUUGCCUUUGACUACCUCACAGACGGAAGCCACCUGCACAUCACUAUUGCCAUCUCCGGCUGGCUCACCAAGGAGGGCACCGAGGAGUUCAGCAAACCCUGGCUCAGACUGUACCACUCCAGGGAACAGUACUGUCUUCGCUACGAGUCCCAGUACCUGCUGGAGUUAGGAAAGGCCAUGGAUUAUCUGCUGCAGUUUGCUCUCUCCAUGGCUGUGCAGGAGACACUCAAGUACACCAUUCUUGCAGGUAUCAUCUCAGCCAUCACCUGGCCCACCUCCCUCCUCACCCUGGCCUCUGUGAUUGACAACCCGUGGGGCGUGUGCUGCCGACGGUCUGCCCAGGUGGGGAAGCAGCUGGCUGAGGUGUUACUCCAGGGGCAGCACGGCAGAAGACCUGUCACCCUCAUUGGCUUCUCCCUUGGUGCUCGAGUCAUCUAUUACUGCCUGCAGGAGCUGCACCGCAAGAAGAGCAGUGCCAGCAUAGUGCAGGACGCCAUCAUGCUUGGUGCCCCGGUGCCUGGCUACCCGAAGGAUUGGGAGAAGUUCCGUGAGGUGGUGUCGGGACGCAUCAUCAACGGCUACUGUCAGGGUGACUGGCUGCUGCGCUUCCUGUAUCGCUCCUCCUCCGGCAGCAUCAAGAUCGCAGGACUCAUGCCCGUGGAGUGGCAGGACCGCAGGAUGUUCAACUUUGACCUGUCUGAGAUUGUGACGGGCCACAUGGACUAUGCCAAGAAGAUGGACGUCAUCCUACACCUGCUGGGCAUCCGCACCAGGGAUCCGUUCAACUUGGAUGACCCGCGGGUGAAGAAGAGCGCAUCUGACUACCCCGGCUUCUCCCCCUACUAUGGCAAGGAAGACAUUUCUGGGAUUCGUCCUUCAUCCUCGGACAGCAUGCUCUUCUGUGGCCACAAUGCACCCCUGGCCAGGUCUCGCUCCUCUGACGACCUGCUCAUCUCUCGCUCCAGCACCCUGCUUGACCCCUCAGGAAGCCCACUACCAGAGGAGAACACCAAGCCCAGAUCUCUGUCCUCCUACGAUUUUGCGAGUAGAAAGUGUGUGCCCCUCAAAGUUAUUGGUCCACAGUGCUCAUUCUCGCAGGACAAGCAGUCCAGGUCCCUGGCAUCCAGCAACGUGCAAAUAGACCAGGCUGGGAUGUCAAGGAGUCUAGGUGAAGUGGAUUUUAAGGAGCAGGUAACAUCUUCUAAGGGGUAUUUUGAUUUCUUCUCCCGCAAGUCUCAGCCAAGCACGGCCACCACCUUCAGCAAGGACAAGAAUACUCUUGCUGCCCAGGAGAAGUUCAAGCGACGGACAGUAUCCUCGGGUAACCUUUUCCCAACCAAGCCAGGGACAUCUGGAAGGAAGGAGCUGAGUCGCACUGCCUCACAGGACCAGCCCAGACACUCCAUCUUCCAGAUAUUCUCCAAGAAGCAGGAGCGCAUCGAUGAGGCCUGAGGUGGUGUGAGGCUGAGAGGAGGAGGAGAAGGUGCCAGUACUGAUAGGCAUGCAUUGUGAGUCUUGAAUGAAGGCUUAGUGCUUGAGUCUGGUAAGAGGCGAAUGGUAUGAAUCAGAGAGAAGGAAGAGAAGUUACUAGUAUUGAUAAGACAGAUUGUGAGCUACAGAGAGAAGAGGAGACCAGUAUAGAUAAGGCAUAAACUCUGAGUCUGUAUGAGUCUGAUAAGAUGAGAUGCAUCUAGUAUUAAUCAAAGAGAAGGAAGAGAGACUGUUAGUAUUAAUAAGACAGAUUGUGAGCUACAGAGGAGAAAUGGUACUAAAACUGAUAAAGGAUAGUGUGCAAGUCUGAGAGGAUAAGGAGAUGCUAAUAGUAUUACUCAAGGAGGAGGAAGAAGAGGAGAGCCAACUUGUAUUGAAAAGAAACAUAUCAUUUAAAUUUAGAACAGCUAAAAAGAAGGAGAGAAACUUAAUGUUUCACCCUUUAAUCUAUCAAAAAAAAAAAAAGCACUUUUUCACCACCACCGUUUCAAACUCACUGGAAACAACAGUAUCACAUGUUUUAUACCCCCGGACAAAAACUGCAUGACAUAUCUUCCCUCACCUCCCCUCUUCUUGCUGGGAUAGAAACCAAAUCUACUUCAACUUUCUAGAAAUGGUGCUGAUUCAUAACCCUAUUUUUGUAGUGUAGCUUCUUAUGCGAGUGUGUGAGCUGACAAACGCAAACACACUCUCUUCCUGUGUCUCUGCAUUGCUAGAGGGUAACGAUACAUCAGGUUUUGGGGUGUGCCAAUGUGUUAAGCUGUCAGGGAUGUAGAGUGAUUUGUAUUGCGAUGAGGGGUGAGUUGGAGUGAAAAUGGAAGAUAUGAGAGUUAAAGAUAGAAAGUAAAGGAGGAAAUGGGAUAUUGGUCGACUGUGGAAAUUAAAGAAUGGGUAAUAAAGAAUAUGAAGGAAGAAAUGGGAGAUAAGAAUGAAGGAGAGGGAAGGGCGGGUGAUAAAGAUAGUGAGGAUUGAGAAGUGAGAGAAUGACAGAUGAAUAUAAAGGAAGGUGAGAGAUAAAUGAAGAAUGAAGGAGAGAUGAGUGAAUGACAGAAAUGGAGAUAAAAUGAAAUGAAAGAUAAGGAGGAAACAAAAGAAAACAAAAGAAAGACACAAGACUAGAAAACAAGAAAAGGACAAGAGUGAAAAUGAGUAAAUGAGAGACGAGAGCACAACAGGAAGACAAAUAGAAAACAAGAGACGAGAAAAAGACAGGAAUAAAAACCAAACUUUAAACUCUUGGAUAUAAAGGCGAUAUUUCCUUAUUCUGAUGCAACAUGGCAACACUGCUGACUCAUAGCACACAACACAACACUGAUCUUCCAAAUCUCACAAAACUAGAAAACAAGAUUACCAGCAGGUUAGAAUAAAGAUUGAAAAUGCUAUGAUGGAAGUGAAUAUGGGAUGGUAGUUGACUUUUGAGCUUGUCUGCCAAAAGUCUCCCCACAAAUCUAGAAAGCUUGAGAUCACUAGCAGGUCAAAAUAAAGAGUGAAAACGCUAUGAUAGAAGUGAAUGUAGGUUGGUGAUUGAGUUGUGUGUAGUUUGCAUUUGGUACCUUGCCAUGUGUGUGUCGGAAUAAGGCACUGCCACCACCAUUCAGCAUCACAGCGUCACAGAAACACUGCAUCACCCUCAGGACGGCAUUCUCAAGCACUCCACCAGGCAAACAGGCUUGUUGACAUCACUCAAGGAUGUUUUCACCACACGAGUGAUAGUCUAACCGAAGACUGACAGACAAAACUAUAAAAAAAAAACUCAGCUUACAAUCCCUGUGGCCUUUGAGAAACAGCCCUGGUGAGAGAGUAGUGCUUCGGAAUACACGUCCUACCCCAGCCUACGAGUAUAUGACGCAGGCAGGCUGAGGUUCCGAAUACACUAGCAGCCUGCCUUCCUGCUAGUUCCUACUCGCUGCUCCGACGUCCAUACUUCCAUACCAUCCAUCAAACUCACCGCUCGCCGCACCUUAUAGUUCCGUUGGCUGUUACGUUUCUGUGUCACUCACUCACCCGUCUUCAGGGAGCUUGUGAUAAUGUGUGGAGUAGCUUUAGCUGUAGCUGUGUAGUGUUUUAACCUUUGUGUGUAUGUGUGGCCCUUCAUGUACCUGUGUGUGUGAGGGAGAGAUGGUGCUGUGGGGUAGAGAAGAGGAGGAGAAGGAGGAGGAGGAGGAGGGGGAGGUGGUAAGGCUUUAGAAGUGAGAGAAAAGGAUGUGGUGGAGAAAGAGUUGAAAAGAACAGAGAGAACAGGAGGUGAAGAUUUAGAAUAGGAGGAAGAGGUGAUAAAGAAUAGAGAGAAAGAGGAUGAGGAGAAAUAGGUGAUGAACAGGAGAGAAGAGGCAAUAAAGAACAGAGAUGAGAAGAGGUGAUGAAUAAAGAACAGGAGAGAGAGUUUACAAAAAUGACAGAGAAAGAGAAGGAGGAGGAGGAGGAAGAGGUGAUGAUGAAGAACAAGGGAAAGAGAUGGCAACAAAGAAUAGAGAGAAAAAGGAAGAAGUAAUAAAAAAAAGGAAGAAGAAGAACAGGAGGAAGACAUACAAAACAAAGAAGAAAAAUGAAGAAAGAAGUAUUUAAAUAACAAACAAAACAAAACAAUAUCACCUCACAUACUUGAAUAACUGCAGAGAGAGAGAGAGAGAGAGAGAGAGAGAGAGAGAGAGAGAGAGAGAGAGAGAGAGAGAGAGAGAGAGAGAGAGAGAGAGAGAGAUAAUCCUGUCUAUCUGUCUGUCUGUCUAUCCUAUGUAGAGUAUUUAUUUUUAGACACCGGAGACACAUAGGUAUGCAUGAUAUAUUUUGAUAGUGAGGAAGUGCAUAGAUGUGAUCCUUUAAGUUAGUUUUAUGCACAGGAGGGAGUGGUCACUGAGUCUGGCUACCCACAGCCCACCCACCGCCCACCCUCUGCCCACUCAUUGCCCACUCACUGCCCACUCACCAGUACCCACUAGAAAUUCGUAUAAUAUUAAUUGCAGGAGAUGUAAUGCAAAGUAAUAUUAGUCCAUUUUUUCAGAGUCUGAGUUCAGUAAGUGAUAGAAAAUGAGUUUUGUAUUAUUCAUAUGUCUAACUUUUUUUUUCACUUCAUUAUGACAAACUAAGAGGGAAUUGGAUGAAUUUUAAAAUCUAUUUGUAGUACAAGUUAAAGAUUUUUUUUUUUUUUUAUUAUUAUCAAGGAGUUUUGUAGCAUCAAAUAUUCAUCCAGCAUCUUACAGUAUUUUAUUCACUUUACUUUGACAAACUAAGAGGAAAUUAAGAGAGACAGAUAGAAAUUGCAUGAAAGAGAGAGAAAUAGAGAUAGAAAAGGAGUUUUGUAUCACCAUAUUAUUCAUCCAACAUUGAACUGUAUCUUAUUCACUCCAUUAUGACAAGCUAAGAGAGAAUUGAGUGAGAGAGAGAUAGAAAUUGGGUGAGAGAGAGAGAGAGAGAUGGAUAGAUAUUGGGUGUAAGAUAAAAAGAAGAGUUUUGUAUUAUAUUAUUCAUUCAACAUGUAACUGUAUUUCUUCACUCCAUUAUGACAAACUAAGAGGGAAUUGGGUUAUGUUCAGAAGCUAUUUGUAUUACAUUGCUAAUUUUGGCUCUUCUUUAGUGACUGGCAUCUCAGAGGGUCUUUUUCUUAUAUAGAUAUUUUGUUACCCUUGGCCAGUCCCUCCUCUUACAUAAAAAAAAAAAAAAAACUAAAAAAAACAUGCAUUAAAGAAAACUGGGUGCUGUGUGGGUGCUAGGGUGUGUAAGGGUGUGUGUUAAGGUGUGUGCCAGGGUGUGCCAGAACUCAUACCCUCCCCCAACACUUCAGAGCGGGUUGACUUGAUGCCGUCUAAACACACCUCUCAGUGGGGCUCUCUGUCGGCCUCUCCCCUUAUCCCUUCCCUCUUACCCCUAAUGCCCUGAACACCCCCACCAAAGCCUGUGCAGGAACCCAGACCCCUUCCCUUCCUUUCCCUUCCCCAGCCUUCCCCUUUCCCUCCCCAGCCUGGCCUCCUUCCCUCCCCAGCCUGCCUCUUUCCCUUUCCUAGCCUGGCCCCCUUCCCCUCCCCAGCCUGGCCCUGCAGUUCUAGGAUUGUGCUAGUAUGUCACUCUUUGGGCCAUGUUCUGAAACACUUCUGUGCUGCACCUCCACUACUUUUGAAAGGCUGCAGUUGAAACUACAUGGGUUUUCAAGGGUGUUUUUUGCAGUUUUAGUCACAGAUUUACAAGAUUUCUACAUUACUGAAAGGAGAAAUAGUCUUGAGAACCCUUCUGAUUGUCUCUGUGGCCUUGGAAAAUGGAGGUAGUGAGAGAAUAAAGUGUCUCAGAAUACAGGUCUUUGUCUGUACAGUUACUACAAUAAGUCUUGUCACAAAAUGUAGUUUGGUCUGCCCGCGAGGAACAGACAAAGGGUGUACCUCUGUAGUGAUGCCCUGUCAUGUGCUACUACUAUUGCUACUACAGUACAUGCUUCCAUAGGACACAGACUGAAGCACUUGUUGUAAUAUAUCCAAAACUAUAUUAGCUUGACCCCAUAGCAGGAUGUAUGUACAGUGAGGGCCAGAAGUAGUGUGCAGAUUUGAACUUCACUCGCUAGACUGUGAUUUCUUCUUUUUUCUCUCUUAUCAGUUGUUUUGGAACGUGCAACUUUAUUAAUAGUGGCAGAUUUUGGUUAACUUUCAAUACAAAACACAGUAAUUUUCUUUUUCUAUCUGAUUAAUUAUUUGGGAAUAUAUGAAAUUUCUAAAAGUGCCAAUUUCAUAAACUUUUACAUUCAUGAUUCAGUGAUUUUUUUUUUAUGAGAUGAAUUGUUUUGAAAUGUGCUGCUCUACUAAUAGUGUCAAAUUUCACAAACUUUACACACAAGACUCAAUAACUUCUUUUAUCUAACAGUUUAAUUGUUUUGAAAUGUAUAGCAUUACUUAUUGUGUCAGAUUUCAUACAUUUUUCUCACACAAGACACUUUUCUCUCAGUCUAUCUGUUUUGCAAUAUGUAACAUUACUUGUGGCUAUCAAUGUACAUAGCUUGUCUCUGUAACAAGGUACAGUCCCAGCCAAGAGUAACAUCACAUAUUCCACUAACUGUCACUCAAGAAACACUACAAUUUUUCCUAUAACAUCAAACUAUUUUGAAAUACUUGAGACACAUGCAGCACCACUUCUGGUUUUUACCGUACAUACUAUGAUAAUAAUAAUAAUAACAUCCUUGUUGAUUUUUUAGAAUUUUAUAUAGAAUUAUUUUGCUGUAGAUUAAGAAAGCUAUUUUGAUGAAAUAUAACAAUAAUAAUAAUAACAAUAAUGAUAAUAAUAAUAAUAUACAUGCAUACAGCAAGAUUAUAGAUAGAUAGAACCUAUAUAAUCACUGAUGCUUGCUCUGUGUCUGUGAGUUGUGAGGAUGCCUGUGUGUCUGUGCUAAUGUUGUGUGUGUGUGUGUGGCCAGGUUAUGGAAACAGGGUAAAGCUGUGUGGAGGUUUUCUUGUGUGAGGAAUGAAGGGUGAAGAUGCAGUUUAGAUGUUAGUCAGUGAAAUGGAGUGCACACAAUAUAUUGAUGUUUUGAAGAGGACCUGGACAUUUGAGAAAGGGAUGGAAAGGUGAAAUAAAGGAUAAAGAUUAGAGUUUAUAAGUUAAUAAGUGAAAUAUAAGAGAUAGGAUUACAGAAUGAUCUUAUUGUUAUGAAAAAAAAUCAGGGUAUUUGAGAAUAUGGAAAAGUGAAGUAAACAGUAAAAAUUUAGAUUUAAUUAAAGUUUGUAAAUUAAUGAGUAAAACAGAAGAGGUGGACAGGAUUACAAAGUUAUCUUAUUGUUUUGAAGAGAAUCUGGGUAUUUGAGAAAAAAAUGGAAAAGUGUAAUAAAUUAUAUAGAUAGAUUUAAUUAGAGUUUAUAAGUUAGUGAGUGAAAUACAAGAGACAGGCAGGAUUACACUUGAUGUAUUAAUGUAGUGAAGAGAAUCCGGUUAUUUGAGAGGACAUGAAAAUAAGAAAGUGAGAUGAAAGGUUCUUAAUGAAGGGAGACUAGAAUGAAAAGAAA
Messenger RNA from Scylla paramamosain (green mud crab), 8631 nucleotides. RefSeq names its product transmembrane and coiled-coil domain-containing protein 4-like. The record is from RefSeq and is a predicted model, not a curated record. Lineage: Eukaryota; Metazoa; Arthropoda; Malacostraca; Decapoda; Portunidae. The transcript is spliced from 13 exons. The coding region runs from base 23 to 2617 and encodes 864 amino acids.